AUGUCAGCCUCACCUGUUCAUGCCAAUAUUCUGGCAACUGGCGGUGUUGAUGGUCGUUUCUUUAUCUGGAACUUGGCGCGGCACCGGCGUGCUUCUUCGCAGCUUCACCACUCAUCCCUGCAUAAACCUAGACAGCAAUCUGGAAUACCAAUAGCUGAUGAACUCGAGACGGUCGCUGCUCUAGCCGACCGUUUGGCUGAUGACUCCGACGAUCAGGAGGUUGGAUGUGACAGCUGGAUGUGGGACCAUCAUUUGGGUAGGUCACGUCCAGAUCAUUUGCUUUGUCGGUACCGCUAUCCUCCAGGCCAAAUUGAACCAGGUCUUGGUCUUAUCUGGGCACCACCAUUUGACCUUUCACCUCCUGAGGCGCCGUCAUACGCUGUAACUCAUAUCUCUAAUGCCAGUGGCAAUUUUUCCGGUAUGCAAGGUUCGAUCCUCUCAAAUGCUCAGUUUCAUCGUGGAUCGUUGGUUAGUCGAGCUUCGUCUGCCUCUCAUAUUUUACCUAGUCUCAAUGGCAGAGUUUCUUCCGCCAGGCACCUACGG
Messenger RNA from Protopolystoma xenopodis, 543 nucleotides. NCBI's taxonomy places the organism in Eukaryota, Metazoa, Platyhelminthes, Monogenea, Polystomatidea, Polystomatidae. The record is from the annotation of a GenBank genome assembly.